This is a messenger RNA of Penicillium subrubescens, 1593 nucleotides long. RefSeq names its product cytochrome P450. Gene Ontology annotation, molecular function: monooxygenase activity; heme binding; iron ion binding. The record is from RefSeq and is a predicted model, not a curated record. NCBI's taxonomy places the organism in Eukaryota, Fungi, Ascomycota, Eurotiomycetes, Eurotiales, Aspergillaceae. The transcript is spliced from 3 exons. Bases 1 to 1593 code for a protein of 530 amino acids.
AUGGCUGUCAUUCAUAGUUCCUUGUCUGCAGAGGGUGUAUUCCCGAGCUUGGCUUUGGCUCUAUUCAUUGUGGGCUUAGCGUUGGUCAGUACUUUCUGUCUGAGUAUCGUAUCUCUCGAAAAGCAAGCUAAUAUCCUAUCUACCGGGAUAAAGACAAUCCUUUAUCCCAUCAGCAUCCUCACUUACAAUGUCUACUUCCACCCUUUGGCCAAAUACCCCGGCCCAAAGCUCAUGGCAGCUACUCGCGUGCCCUACAUGCGAAUGAUAAUCAGUGGCCGAUUCGCCCAAAGAACGAAAACCCUACACGAGAAAUACGGCAAUAUAGUUCGUAUCGCCCCUAAUGAACUCUCAUUCACCGACGCCGAUGCCUGGAAAAUUAUCUACGGUACUCGUACCGGUCACGGUCAAAAGCAGAAAGACCUUCGAUUCUACCCUCCCACCCCCGGCGGCGCCCCCAGUAUCAUAUACUCUGAUGAUGCAGACCAUUCUCGGUUCCGCCGUUUAUUGUCUCAUGCCUUCUCUGAUAGUUCAUUGCGCGGGCAAGAACCUAUUAUCAAAAGCUACGUUGAUCUCCUCAUGCAACGUCUAAACGAGAAUAUCGCUACCGGAAAGAACGUGCUCGAUAUGGUGUCGUGGUAUAAUUUCACUACAUUCGAUAUCAUCGGCGACCUAGCCUUCGGCGAACCAUUCGAUUGUUUGAAAAACUCCACUUACCAUCAAUGGGUGCACAUCUUAUUCAGUCAUAUGAAGAUGAGUGCCUAUGCAAAUGUAGCUCGGCGUUUACCCGGAUCAGGUCGGUUAUUGAAACUAAUUACACCCAAGCGGGUCACUACCCAGCGAGACUGGCAUUUUGAAAUGACGAAAGAGAAAGUCCAGGCUCGACUGGGCAAGUCAAAUGAAAGACCCGAUUUCUUCGGGAAUAUCUUGAAACAUAAUCAUACUGAGAAGGGGUUUAGUUUUCCCGAGAUGGUUUCGAAUGGGAGUACGCUUAUCAUUGCGGGUUCGGAGACGACGGCUACGUUACUUUCUGGUGUGACUUAUUUGUUGCUGAGGAAUCCGCGUGUGCUGGCGAAGCUUCAGGAUGAGAUUCGAUCUGCGUUUGAGAAGGAGGUGGAGAUUAAUUUGGACUCGUGCAAUAAGUUGGAGUAUUGUCUUGCGACUCUGACUGAAGCGCUGCGAAUGUACCCUCCUGUUUCGCCGGGAUUGCCUCGGAUUGUUGAUGCACAGGGUGACUUGAUUGCUGGAAAUUGGAUUCCAGGAGGUACCAUCGUUUCCGUCUGUCACUUGGCCGCCAGCUCUUCCCCCUCCAAUUUCACCGACGCGGAGCAAUUCGUGCCUGAGCGCCAUCUCAAUGACCUCCGCUAUAAGAAUGAUAACAGGCAUGCGAUGCAGCCAUUUAGCUUUGGGCCUAGGAACUGCAUUGGACGAAAUCUGGCCUAUGUUGAGAUGCGCAUUAUUCUCGCUCGCAUGAUAUUUAACUUUGAUAUGGAGUUGGCUGAGCCUGAGAAAGAUUGGCUGGAUCAGGAUGCGUUUGUGCUUUGGGAUAAACCGGCUUUGAAUGUCAAGUUGACGCCUCGAACUAAGCAGGGAUGA